Messenger RNA from Saprolegnia diclina VS20, 5904 nucleotides. RefSeq lists its product as hypothetical. The record is from RefSeq and is a predicted model, not a curated record. The transcript has 4 exons. Lineage: Eukaryota; Oomycota; Saprolegniomycetes; Saprolegniales; Saprolegniaceae. Gene Ontology annotation, molecular function: histone acetyltransferase activity; transcription coactivator activity; zinc ion binding. Gene Ontology annotation, cellular component: histone acetyltransferase complex; transcription regulator complex. Bases 321 to 5858 code for a protein of 1845 amino acids. Gene Ontology annotation, biological process: positive regulation of transcription by RNA polymerase II.
UGGGGUUUUUCGACCGAAAACCUUUGAACCAAACGGAGCCGUCCCGCUUCCCCUCGCCCGCCCACCCUCGACGACCAUCUGCCGUCGACGAGACCUGCGGACCGAGAGCGCUUCACGAGACGUCCGAUCACUACCUCUGUGCCCCGCUGCCGUGCUUGCUGCGACUCGUACCUUCCGAACGAGCCCCGCCACUGCUGCCCAGUCACCGUCACUUCGAUUUGCGGGCCCCAUCCAACGUGCGCAAACCAACUCGCUGCACGUCGACGCCCUCGAGUGAUUGAUCUACAUUGAGCCAUUGCUUGCUGCAUUCGAUUGCCGCCAUGAACACGCAACUUAUGAACUCGGGCUUUGAGAACGGCCUCGGGUCGCUCAACAACGCCACACCGACCUUGGACGAGAACACGACGCUGUCGACCAACGCCGACGAGUGGCGCAACAAGGAGGCGGACCGCAGCGCCCGCCAGCACAUUGCGCGCAUCAUCUUGAGCCUCAUCAUGAAGAGCGCCAACCGUCCAGUCACAAACAACUACAACCCGCGGGAAAUAGCGCGGCGCCUCGAACACACGCUGUACAUGAACUCGGCGUCGCGCGACGAGUACAGCAACCUGUCGACGCUCAAGGUCCGACUGCAGCGCGCGCUCGACAACUCGCGACGAAGGCAGCAAGCCCAGCAGGCUGCCGCGUCGUCGACGCCUGCCGAGACGCCGGCGGCACCGGUCCCGGCCAGCGCCAAGCCCAACACUUCAGCCGCUGGCAUUACAAGCUCACAGGCCCAAGUGAUGCAAAAGGUCGCACAAGCGCAGAUGCAAGCCCAAGCGCAGCUGCACCUACAGGCACAGAUGCAGCUCCUUGCGAAGCAGUCGGCCGCGGCAGCACCGACACCGGCCGCGGCCGCGUCACCGACGGCGUCGACCUCGAACAACAUCUUGGAAGAGCUCGAGCGCGAGGCAGACGAGAUGGCGAAUGCCGGCAUCAGCGACCAGCCGCUCGAAAUGCCCAUGGCCGAGCUCGAGAGCGCUGUGCCGAUGAACAACGUGCCGCUGAGCAUGCCGCUCAACAUGGGCAUGAUGAACAACCGCGUGCCCAUGACGUACGGCAUGAACCUCAACAUGAUGAACCAGACGGCGUACGUGCACCCGACGCAGCUCCAGUUGCAGCAGCUCCAGCAGAUGCAGCUCCAGCAAAUCCAACUGCAAAAGCUCCAGCAGAUGCAGCAGCUGCAGCACCAAAUGCAGCUCAACGCAGCGGCAAACACCCUGCCCAAAGUCGCGACGACAACAACAACAAGCGCGCCGUCGGCGACGACGCCGGGGUUUGCCGUGCCGACGCCGGCCGCGCUCGCGACCGAAGUCACCCCCAAGCAGCGCCGUGAAGAAUUCCGGAAGCGGCUCAUCCAGCUCAAGCACGCGAGGACGUGCCAGCUGCUGCAGUGCGAAGAAGGGUUCUGCGCCAAGGUCAAGGUGCUCCUUUCGCACGUGUCCAACUGCACAGACGCGCAGUGCACGACGAUCGGGUGCAAGUCGACGCGGCAGCUGCUCUCGCACUACCGCAAGUGCCGGGACAUGGCGUGCGACGUGUGCUCGGCGAUCCGCACGCAGAAUCCCGCGAGCCAAGCAUAUGUGCUUCGGCGGCAGCAAGAGCGGCUGUGCAUGCUGCGCCACGCCAGCACGUGUGCGAUCAUUGGGUGCCCGAUGAACUACUGCGCCGACAUGAAGGUGCUUUGGAAGCACAUUUGCGAGUGCCGGCAGACGCAGUGCACGACCGACCACUGCAUUAGCUCCCGCUACGUGCUGAGCCACUUCAAGCAGUGCCCGAAAUCGGACUGCGGCGUGUGCGUGCCAGUCCGGAACGCCAUCAAGAUCAUCGACAUGACCAAGAACAACCCGACCGAGCUCCAGGCGCUUGCGAACGCCUGCACGAACGACGUCAAGGUGCUCAUCCGGCAGAUGACGACGACUCCGAUCCAGGCGUCGGACGCGCUCGACCCGUCCGAGACGGCCAAGCCCCUUGUGAUCCCGUCGGCGUCGCCAGCGCUCCUAAAGAACAACAGCUUGGGCCAGCUGCCCAUGCCGACAGCAGCGGCCGCCGCGAUGCAGAACAAGCUCAAGCAAACCAAGGCCACGAAAGCCAAGGGACCGUUGCCGGCGGUGCCGCCGACGGCGGCCAAGCCCAAAGCUCCCGUGCCGACCGCCAAACCGCCCGGCGAGGACGCCAAGACUGCCAAGAAGAAGGACCCCGGACUACCAGGCUUGUCGCCCAACGUGCCGCCAGCGCUGACGCCGAUGACGGCGCCGGCUCUUGUUGCGUCGCCGGGGCCCGGGAAAGCCAAGGCGCCGGCCAACGAGAAGGACAAGAAGAUCCGGCGCAAGGAGCAGGCGCGCAUUGCAAAAGAGCGGGUCAAGGCCAAGCAAGACGACCCCAAGCCGCCAGUGUCGACGCUCGUGAUCACGCCGUCGGCGGUGCCCGGGUCUGUCGUGUCGAGCACGCCGAGCACGCAAGACAUUUCGUACCUUGACUCGAUGUCGGAGGCGCAGUUGGACGAGCACAUUCGGUCGCUGCGGUUCAACUUUUGCGGGCACAUCACGAUCGUCGAGCUCAAGAACCGACUGCUGCCACUGCUCACAAGUCUCAUGGAGACUGAGAGCGGAUGGGCGUUCAACCACCCCGUGGACCCGGUCCAGUGGAACAUUCCGGAUUACCUGGACGUGAUCAAGUGCCCGAUGGACCUCGGGACGAUCAAGAAGCGCCUCGAGGCCGAGCACUAUGUGAGCGUCGACUCGUUUGCGUCGGACGUGCGCUUGACGUUUGAGAAUUGCAUCGCGUACAACAGCAGCACCAACAAGUUCAACAUUGCCGCCAAAGCGCUGCUUGCGCAGUUUGAGACGGACCUCGCGGCGCUCAAGACGACGCUCGAGGACGAGCUCAACAAGCGCUGCGAGCUCCGGCGCGAAGAAAUGUGCCAGCUCUGCGGCGGCGACUCGUUCAAGUUUGCGCCGUGCAUGCUCUUUUGCUCGGGGCCGUGUGCCGGGCGCAUUCGGCGCCAUACGCACUAUUACAGCGACCCGCGCGGCGAGUACCAUUGGUGCUCGGGCUGCUACAAGCAGAUGAAGGACGGGCCGCUCGACAUGAGCUUGCUCCCGGCGUCGACGAAUGCGUCGGGCGAAGAGCCGCUCAAGACCAUCCUUCUCAAGGCGCACUUGCUCAAGAAGAAGAACAGCGAGGUCGCUGAGGAGCCGUGGGUCGAGUGCGACAGCUGCAAGUUGUGGUACCAUCAGAUCUGCGGUCUCUUCAACGAGCGCAACCAUGCGAUUUCGGGCGAGCAAGAGCCAUUUGUGUGUCCGUUCUGCACCAAGAAGCAGCGGCAGCAAGGUGCGCCGACGUCGACCAAGCAGCCGCUCCAAGCGAGUCGGCUCCCGGUGACGCGCAUGGCGACGCGGAUCGAAAAGCGCGUCGUCGACGCGCUCGCCAAGGCCCAAGAAGAAGAAAUGUCGCGGCUCGGGUCACUCGGCAACAUUGAGAGCGACGGCAGCAGUGCGCUGCAUCCCAAGUCGGAGACGCCGACGCCGUCGUUUGCCAUCACGAUCCGCGAGGUGCUCUCGGUCGACAAGCAAGUGCAAAUGAAACCGCGCAUGGCCAAGAUGUUUGCGCUCAAAGGGUCGCCCAAGGCAAGCGAGGCGAGUGGGACCAAGCGCAGCAAGAAUGCGAGCGAGAGUGCGUCGGCCAAGAAGGCCAAGCUCGACGAGUCCAACAAGGCCAAGAAGGUGGCCAAGAAGACCGACAAGUUUGAGCUGACGUACCGGUCGCGCUGUAUUUGCGUCUUCCAGGAGCUCGACGGCGUCGACGUGCUCAUCUUUACGUUGUACGUGCAAGAGUAUGGCGAGCAGUGCGCUGAGCCCAACCGCGGCCGCGUCUACAUCUCGUAUCUCGACUCGGUCGCGUACUUUCAACCGAAAAAGUUCCGCGUCCUCAUGCACCAGCAAGUGAUCCUCGGGUUUUUGGACGACGCCAAGAUGCGCGGGUACCACACGGCGCACAUUUGGUCGUGCCCGCCGCUCAAAGGCGACGACUACAUCUUCUUUUGCAAGCCCGAGAACCAGAAGAUCCCCAAGGCCGCGCGGCUGCGGUCGUGGUACUCGAAGCUGCUCCAAGGCGCCAAGAAGGAAGGGCUUGUGUACAACAUCUCGAACCUCUACGCCGAGUACUAUGUCAAGAAGAAGACUGCGCUCGAGUUGCCGUACUUUGAAGGCGACUACUGGCCGCGGCUCGCCGAAGACCUCAUCAAGCAAGUCGAAGACAAGGCGAGUGGCAAGGGCAACGGCAAGACGUCGGGCAAAGCGUCGUGCAAGACGGACGAGGUGGCGCCGUCGGCGUCGCCGCCAACGACAUCGUCGACGCCGACCGAGACGCACAGCGACGCGGCAACGACCGCCACCGCGAGUGCGGUCGCCAAGCCCGUCAAGACCAAAAGCGAAGUCAACAACGACCCGAUCAUGCAAAAGCUCAAGGCGAUCCUCGAGCCGCAGAAGGAAGACUUUUUUGUUGUCGACCUGCAUCCGCGCUGCCACAAGUGCACCUCGUCGGUGAUCAACAAGAUGUUUUGGGCGCUCAAGACGCUGGCGCCGCCCGAUGCCGUCGACAACGUCAUUGAGGGACUGAAGAAGGCCAAGUCGGCGCAACUCAAGUCGUCGAUGGUACCCCGGCACUACACGCACUACUACUGCGCGCCGUGCUACGAGAGCUCGAAAACAAGCCUCCUCGCGCGCGUCGAGGCCGCGGCCGCCGGUGCCAAGAAAGCCCAAGAGCUCUUGGCGCUCGUGAGCGCUGCGUCCGACCCCGCUUCGUUCAACUACAACGCGUGUGCCAUCGAAGUCCAGGACCUCAAGUUUGAACUCUCGCUUUCGUGUGUCACAAGCUCGCUCCUGCCCGAUCAAGAGACUGGCGCCGACCACCCGAUGGUCGAGACCGCGCUCGAGCCCGACGAAGAUGCGCUCAUGCCGUGCGAGAUCUUCGACACGCGUGAAGCGUUCCUGAUGUACUGCCAGAACAACCACUGCCAGUUUGACCAAGUGCGCCGGUCCAAGCACUCGAGCAUGAUGGUACUGUACCACCUCUUCAACCAAGGCACGACGGGCUUUACGUUCUCUUGUGCGAAAUGCGCGAUGACGCUCACAAGCGGCCACCGCUGGAACUGCUCGAUCUGCCUCAACUUUAACCUCUGCGACGGCUGCCGCGGCAAGGCCAAGCACGAACACCCGCUCCAUGCAUUCCACAUUGUGUCGAUCCCGCAGCCAAAGUACAAGACGUCGGCCGAGACGGACGCGCUCAACGCACUGCCCGCGCCCGCGCCGCUCCAGCAAAAGAAGAAGCAAAAGAAGCAGCCGGCGGCCAAGAAGGGCAAGGGCAGUUUGAAGAAGACGACCAAGACAGAGCCAGUGCCGGCCGCGGUACUGACGCCCGCGCCCGACGCGACACAGGUCGUGCCCAAAGUCGAGCCCGUGGCCGCGCCGGCCGCCACGCCGCCUCCGCAGCAACCGCAGCAACGGAUCGUCGACCCGCAGCUGCUCGUGCAGCUCGAGCACGCCAGCUUGUGCCAAGUGGGCGACGCAUGCACGUACGUCAACUGCAACCGGAUGCGCGCGAUGCUCAAGCACGGCGCGACGUGCGAGGCGCGCAAGCUCGGGCCGUGCCAGCUCUGCAAGCGCAUCGUCGGGCUCCUCUCGGCUCACGCCAAGCAGUGCACCAAGCCCUUGAACGAGUGCAAGGUGCCCCGCUGCACGGAGAUCCGACGCCUCGUGCAGCAGCACCAAAUGCGCGCCGCGGCCGCCGACACCAAAAGCGAACCGGCGGCGUCGACCUAGCGUGGAUGGCUGUAACUUAUUUAUCACAAUUUGUGGUGUACGUCCA